Talaromyces rugulosus is the source of this 312-nucleotide messenger RNA. RefSeq lists its product as uncharacterized. The coding region runs from base 1 to 312 and encodes 103 amino acids. Gene Ontology annotation, molecular function: oxidoreductase activity. The transcript has 2 exons. The record is from RefSeq and is a predicted model, not a curated record. NCBI's taxonomy places the organism in Eukaryota, Fungi, Ascomycota, Eurotiomycetes, Eurotiales, Trichocomaceae.
AUGCCUGCAACGUUCACCAAUUUGUACGAUCGUGACGCGGAACUCGAUGUCGAUUACUAUCUGAACACCCAUAUGCCACUAGUGCAAAAGUUGCUUGGGCCCUCGGUUCUUAUCUCAUGGAAACUGUGGAAGCUUCCCGACGACAGCCCCUUUUCCUACGAAGGUGAAGUAAUUUGGGCUAGUAUCGAGGCUCGGGAGGCCGCCUUGAAGACAAAGGAAGGCUCUCAGUGCAAAGAGGAUCUUAAGAAUUUUGUGAAGAAGCCCGCGAUGGUGUUCCUGCGCGAGCUCGUGGGCUCCGGACCUAAUAGUUGA